AUGGAAGUGAUGAGCCAAAGCUUUAGACAGUCUAUUCUACGCCAGAACCUCCUUUGUGUCAAUCAUGGGCAAGACUACAUCUCCUGUAAGAAGAUUAAUUCUCUUAUGAGCGCCUACCAUAUCCUGUAUGACGCAGUGCAUGAAGCCAACAAUUUCUACUCCGACCAGCUUCUGGUGUCUACCUUUUGUUCAUCCAGCAUCCUCACUGAGUGCUUAUACUUCUUCUUAGUCGAUUGUAUGACAGGAUACAAUAUAGGAAUGAUCUCCAUUGGAUCAUGGAUCAUUCUAAAUGCAAUUUUUCUUAUGUUGGUCGCUCUGUCAGGCUCUAACGUCACUGAGGCGGCCGGCGAGACUACAUCGCUCAUCCGGAAGCUGAUCAGUCAGGACGUGAGCUCGGAAACGAGAGAACACUUAAAGUCGUUUUUGCUGCAGUUGUUCAAUAAAGACGUGGGAUUUUCUGCAAGUGGAUUUUUCCAAAUCAAUAGACACAUUCUGACUUCUAUUGCAGCAGCUGUUACUACCUACUUGGUGAUCAUAAUUCAGUUUGAUACUUAA
Molecule: messenger RNA, 555 nt
Organism: Homalodisca vitripennis (glassy-winged sharpshooter)
Lineage: Eukaryota; Metazoa; Arthropoda; Insecta; Hemiptera; Cicadellidae
Product: putative gustatory receptor 28b
Exons: 1
Coding region: 1-555 (184 amino acids)
Biological process (GO): sensory perception of taste
Cellular component (GO): membrane; neuronal cell body; dendrite
Source: RefSeq, a predicted model, not a curated record